This is a messenger RNA of Musca domestica (house fly), 502 nucleotides long. RefSeq lists its product as uncharacterized. Bases 16 to 405 code for a protein of 129 amino acids. NCBI's taxonomy places the organism in Eukaryota, Metazoa, Arthropoda, Insecta, Diptera, Muscidae. The transcript is spliced from 4 exons. The record is from RefSeq and is a predicted model, not a curated record.
UUAUACUAUCAAUCAAUGAAAAAAAGCAGGAAACGGUUCGAUGGCGGGUAUCAAGAGUUAGGACCACUGACGGCAGCUAAUGGACAAGGUUCUUCCCAAAGAGCCAGGACAAACAAAAGGCAGUAUGUCGACACCACAAAAACAAUCGACGAGAAAAAAAGGUGGAUACCUAACCUCGAAAUGAGCUCAAUUCAACGAGGGAUCCUGCACUGCAACACCAGGAAAACCGCGGAAUCUAAUUAUGUCGCCUCGUCGUCCGUCUGUCUGUCCGGAGUUUAUAGUGACGUCUAUAGGGAAGAUACCAAGUCACGCUGGUAUAGCAGUGACGGAAAAUCUGCGCCUCCCUCGAUGGAUUGGAUGGGCGAUGGUGUGGCUCUUUACUCCAAAAAUUCUGCCAGGACUUAAUUUUUAAGAUUUUUCUUAAUUUUCUUUGUAUUUAUUAAGUUUUGUUUCAAGCUUAAUUCAGUUUCGUUUUGUUUUAAUUUUGAUUCAUUUUCAUUUU